Messenger RNA from Purpureocillium lilacinum, 927 nucleotides. Its product is annotated as mitochondrial 54S ribosomal protein bL27m. The record is from RefSeq and is a predicted model, not a curated record. Gene Ontology annotation, biological process: translation. Gene Ontology annotation, molecular function: structural constituent of ribosome. Lineage: Eukaryota; Fungi; Ascomycota; Sordariomycetes; Hypocreales; Ophiocordycipitaceae. Gene Ontology annotation, cellular component: ribosome; mitochondrial large ribosomal subunit.
AUGCGGUUCCUCACGAUGCAGCGGCCGGUGCUGGCCGCUGCGGCAUCCGCGGCGUCGUUGUCGGCCUCGCGCCUGGGGCUGGGCCUCGCGGCGGCCGUGACGGUGACGGGCGCGCAGCUGAUGGGCGGCGUGCUGGCCCAGGGACGGAGAAACGCCUCGGUCAAGGCGCAGGGCGCGUACAAGAAGAAGAGCAAGAGGGGGAUACCCAAGAAGCUGGGAGCGAAGCGGACGGGCGACCAGUUCGUCAUCCCCGGCAACAUCAUCUACAAGCAGCGCGGCACGCACUGGUGGCCCGGCGAGAACUGCAUCAUGGGACGCGACCACACGAUCCACUCCAUGGCGACGGGCUACGUCAAGUACUACCGCGACCCGGCGCGGCACCCGGACCGCAAGUACAUUGGCGUCGUCUUCGACAAGGCCGACGUGCUGCCGUACCCGGCGCACGCGGAGCGCCGGCGCAGGCUGGGCAUGACGGCGCACGCGAUCCGCGCCGCCGAGGAGCGGCCCGCGCUGUCGGCGUCGGGGAUCCCGUUUGAGGUGCGGCGCCUGGGCGAGGGCGCCUCUGCCUCCACCGAAAACAACACCACCACCACCAACAAGGGCAAGGGCAAGGGCGCGGCGGCGGCGGCGCAGCAGGGCGAGCCCGAGCGGCUGCUGCGGCUGCGCGACGACUACAGCUACCGCGAGGACAACUGGCGGAUCGGGCGGCUGGUGCGGACGACGGGCCUGCGGACGACGCGGUUCCGCACGCGCAAGCAGUGGUUCCGGCACAGGCGGUGGAGGCGCGAGCGCGAGCUCGAGGGCCAGCGCAAGGCGGCGGCGCGGCGGGCCGAGGCGGGCGGCGCCGGCGACGCGGGCAAGGCGCCCAAGGCGAUGAGCAAGAAGGCGGCCAAGAAGGCUGCGAAGAAGGCCGGGAAGAAGAAGUGA